Molecule: messenger RNA, 426 nt
Organism: Paramecium tetraurelia
Lineage: Eukaryota; Ciliophora; Oligohymenophorea; Peniculida; Parameciidae
Exons: 3
Source: RefSeq, a predicted model, not a curated record
AUGGUUGAAUUGGAUGCAAAAAAGCAAUUAGCAAUUAGCAAUCUAGCACUUCUCAUGAUAGAGAUCGUUCUAUUAACUGAAUAUUCUUAUAUGAAUGAACAUCCUCAUCGAAAUCAAAAUUUGACUUAUGUGAGAUUCGCAAUUUCCGGAUAAGUUUUCAUGAUGCUAGCCUUUAUGGGCUUGGUUGCAACUUACUUUUUCCCACACAAAUACAUAAAACUUGGAAUCUUUGGAAGUCUAUGGUUAGGAUUUAUAUUAGUUUUUAUCGGUAUGAUAGUUGGGGCAAAAUACUAUAAAGAUGGUUAUGACACUAUUGCAUCAACUUGGUGGAUUGAAGUAGGAUUAACUAUCUUAGGCUUUUUGAAUUUCAUCAAAGCCUUUAGUAAUGAACCAUAACCUAAUGAAGAGUAUCAGAGAUAAGUGUGA